This is a messenger RNA of Funneliformis geosporum, 1563 nucleotides long. The record is from the annotation of a GenBank genome assembly. NCBI's taxonomy places the organism in Eukaryota, Fungi, Glomeromycota, Glomeromycetes, Glomerales, Glomeraceae.
AUGAGAGGAUCAAUCAGGAAUAGCGCAUUUGUCACCAUAUCAAAUCUUCUUCAUUCAGAUUGUUUAUUAAGAAUAUUUGAAUACCUUGAGGAGGACUACGCGACGUUGCGCUCGUGUACUUUGGUUGAUAGAUUUUGGUGUCAAACAGCCAUUCCAAUGUUAUGGAGUAAUACAUUAAAGAUACGAAAAAAAUUUAAUAACUAUGAAUCAUUUGAAGGAUAUUUGAUAAUCAAUAUAUAUUUGUCAACGUUACCCCCCGACAUAAAACAAUCUUUCAUGGAUAAGGGGAUAAAUUUAUCAACGACAACAAAACGGAAUCCGACCUUUAAUUAUGCGACCUUUCUAAGGGUCAUCGAUAUGAGAUGUUUAUUCGUUUUCGUCAGAGCUUGGAUUCAGCAGAUGACCAUAACAAAGCAACAAAACCAUUAUAAUUCAAAACAAUUUCAAUUUAUUUUACAACAAUUAUUAAAUCAUUUUUUUAGAAAUUCACGUUGCAUACAUAUCCUUAGAAUAAAUAAUUCGGAUACUGCAGAGUUGAUCAGAAAUUCCAUAGAGCAAAUUCCGGAACCAAAAACGUGUUUGGCAAAUUUAAAAGAACUCGUGUCAUAUUGGGAUGAACAUCAAGUCAUGGAUAUCAUAUUUUAUGAACUUGGAAAAGUCGCUCGAUUUAUAGAAAAAUUAGAUCUAACAUUAUUUCACAUUACGGUAGAAUUGUCAUCAUUAAUAAGAGCACAGAGAAAUUUGAGGCAAUUAACCCUUUGUAAUAAGAUAAACUCUUCCGUUCAUUUUGAUCCUUGGGUUGAAGGGGCUAUCGGUUCGGCUUUAAUGGAAAAAUCCCAUUCAAUAACUCAUUUGGAAUUAGAUAAAAAGGAAUUCCCUUUGGAAUCUUUAAGUAAUUUUAAUAAUUUAGUUGAAUUAAGUUUAAAAUAUUGUGGUCAUGAGAAUUUUCAACAAAGUGAUUGGUUACCUUUAACAAAGGUUUCUUUAAAAAACCUGGAAAAACUUUACUUUGAAAGCAAGUUUCCAAUUUAUUUGGAAAUUUUCGUGAACUUUAUAAAAAAUUCCGGGAAUAAUUUACGUCACAUCACAAUUCAUGGUUGUCAAAUAUUUGAUCCCGAGAAAUCAGAUUUAUUAUUGACUUCCAUAGCUGAAAAUUGUCCUUUAUUAAAAUAUUUUGAUGGUCCAGUACAAUCCGAAAAUGUUGAGGAAUUGGGUAAAUUAUUCGAAUCCUGUUUACAAUUAUCCGAAUUAUAUUUACAUCCUUCUACCACGAGGUGUUUUUCACCUGUUCCUAGAAUGAACUUUGAUUUAUUAUUUAAUGAGAUUACCAUUAAAUCGGCGAAUGAAUUAGAAAGGUUGGCGAUAAUACAUGGUUGGAAAAUUACUUCAACCUCUUUAGAAUAUUUCUUUGAGAAUCGCAGGAAAAAAUCUUACAAACCUAUCAGUUUUUAUUGGGAAAGUUCAUGUACGGUAUUUAAAGGUAUUAAUAAUAUUUGUCAAAAAUAUGAAAACCUUGGUGUCCUUCAAGAUUUCAAACAAAUUCACUGUCAAAAACAUUAUUAA